Molecule: messenger RNA, 3171 nt
Organism: Monodelphis domestica (gray short-tailed opossum)
Lineage: Eukaryota; Metazoa; Chordata; Mammalia; Didelphimorphia; Didelphidae
Source: RefSeq, a predicted model, not a curated record
AUUUUGACAAGUUUUCUACUUGCAGAGCAGGUCCUUGAUGGAUGUCUGUUGAAAUGAGCCAUGCCGAUAUACCAUAUCCUGCUGACGAGCAUUACAGCAAGGCAGGCGAUAGAAUAGGCCCAGGGCAGCCCCCCAAAAGAAGGUGUGCUCCGUGGAGGAAUUGAGCAGUGUUAGUCAGCGGGCGUUUGUUAAGGGCUCCUUAGGGGAGACAACUAGAUGGCUCAGAGGAUAGAGUGCUCGGGCUGACGUCAGGAAGACCUGAGCUCGAAGCCAGCCUCCCAGGCUUCCUAGCAAACCCCGUUUGCCUUAACCCAUUGGGAGAAGGAAAUGGCUAACCAUUGUAGCGUCUCUGCCAAGAACAUGUGGUGGACAGAAUGACGGACAGGGUCACGAAGGAACUGAAGACUGAAGAACGACAAAUUUGCUAGAAACGUGCUAAUACAAACAAAAAGAAAGCCGGUCCCUGGCCUCGGGAAGCCUUCGUGCUAACGGGGGAGGACAAUGCAGAAAAGGAAACCAAAGCACAGUUAAGUGGGGUUGUGGGGAAUUGGCAUGGUAGAGAAGUCCAGAGCCUAGCCCGAGGAGAAAUGAAGACAGAGGCGGACUAGGGGCCCUCCUUAAAUGUUCUGGGCCGUCUAGGAAGAGUCAUUCAAUCAGAAGGGAGGCUCCACUGCUGACUCAGAGAAUGCGUCCAAGAAAGGCCCAGCUGGUGCCCAAGAGCCAACUUGGGAGAUUCUGGAUUCUCAUCAUUUUCAUCAGCAUCCUUUGCAUGUCUCUCCAACUGCUAGGAAACUUCCAACAAAUAAGUUGCAAACAGGAAAUCAAACAUCUUAUCCUUCAGCAAAAUAUCAAACUCCAACAGACAUCCCAGGAUCAAAAGAACCACAACUCCACAUUGUCUCCUCACUCCUUGGGCAGCAUCCCCAUCAGAAACACUGAAAGAACCCUGCAGAGAAUGGGGCAGAACCAAGGGCUUGAUCCCACUUUGCAAGAGCAGCAUGAACUAAGUUACCCAAAGGAGAAUGCCUUAGAUGAUGUCUGGUGGCUUUCUUAUUCCUCCAGCGACCUACAACCUUUAUCAUGGGGUUCUAAAAGAGCAGCCCAGGGCAAAGGCUGGAUUCCUCCUCAAACCAGAAGCACUGGCCUGGUUCCUAGGGCUGAAUAUUCCAUGAAUGGAGAAAGAGAACUGAGGAAGAGAAUGGAAAUGAAUGGGAACCCAGCAAGCAGAUCCUCUCACUCAGAAGGCAGGUCCCAACAGAACAAUCCUCAGGGUACAGGGCAAAUAGAUGAUGAAUUGCUAAUACCUCUAGCAGACACCACAAGAGCCCAGCCUCCAGGAAGAUUAAUGGAGGCUCCCCUAUUUGGCCAAAAAAUGUCAUUUAAGGGUCAAGCAAGGUCUAGGACUCUGGUUUCACCUUUUCUGGCUCCUAGUUUGCCAGAUCACCUUGUCUCUUCCCAUGAGGCAACCUGCACACCCAAGACCCACAUCUUUUUUCUGAAGGUCCACAAGAGUGCCAGCAGCACCAUCAUGAACAUCCUCUUCCGUUUUGGAGAGCAACGAAACCUCACCUUUGCUCUUCCCAUCAACCAGUUGAGUCAACUCUUCUAUCCUUUCUACUUUGUGGCUGAGGUUGUGGAGGGGUUCACAGAUGGCACAAGCCCUUCAUUUGACAUCAUGUGCCACCAUAUGAGGUUCCUGCAAUCUGAGGUCCAGAGGGUCAUGCCAAACGACACCUUCUACUUCUCCAUCCUCCGAAAUCCCAUUCACCUCAUGGAGUCAUCUUUCACCUACUUCAAGGGCAGUUCCUCCUUUUUUAGUGCCAAAAGUCUAGAUGACUUCUUGAACCACACAAACAAGUUCUAUGACCCCCUGAAGAUUGACAGCCACUACAGUCGAAAUCUCAUGACCUUUGACUUUGGUUUCAACCACAAUGGGAAGGUCUCUCCCCAGCACAUUCAGCUGCUUGCCCGGAUCAUUGAAAACCAAUUUGAUCUUGUCUUGAUUGCAGAGUAUUUUGAUGAAUCAAUGAUACUACUAAAAGAAGCCCUCUGCUGGAGCCUAGAUGAUGUGGUGUCUUUCCCCAUUAAUCAACAAGAUGCCUCAUACCAUUCUCCAUUGUCUUCAAACACCAUUCAUAAAAUCAAGAGUUGGAAUAAGCUGGACUGGGAACUCUACCUGCAUUUCAAUCAUACCUUCUGGGAAAGAAUUGACCAGAGCAUGGGUAGGCAGCACCUACAGCAGGAGGUGGCUGCCUUAAGGAAGCGGAGGAAACAACUGGCAAGGAUCUGCCUCCAGGGGGAACAAAGUGUCCACCCCUGGGAGAUCCAGGACAAAUUGCUAGCGCCAUUCCAGUAUGGCAAAGCUAGAAUUCUUGGCUACAACUUAAAGAAUGGGUUGGACAAGGCAACAAGACGAGCCUGCCAGAGUCUUGUCAUGCCUGAACUCCAGUAUAGUCAAAGGCUGUACAAGAGACAAUUUCCGCAAAAGGCCAUCCAGCUUAGCCAGGCUAUGGCAAAGAAACAUUCUAAGGUCUAUCACAUGAGGAAGCAGGGGCCUUUCAAGAGCCAUUCUGAAACAUCUUAAGCAUCUCUUUUCUGAUCCAAGUUUUGACUGAUUAAGAACCAGAAGGGGAUGCUGACGUGGGCUCUGAUGGGGCAUGGACACAAAUCAGUUAUGCUUAUAAGACCCACGUGUUCCCUGGACAUUUGAUGGAGUUCUGAACAACAUCAGCUGGAUUCUUUACUCUCUGGGAUAGAUAACAGCAUAAACAACGGGGCAGACAUCAGCUGGAUUAGUGAAACAAUGAUCUAAACACAUGUGGGACUCUUCAGAGACUGAACAUGGGGGUGAAUACACUCAGCCAAACAGAAGCUUGGAUUUUCUCCAUUCUCUCUCCUUGAUGAGAAGGAACAAGACAGUUUAUUCAUUUCAAAGUCCUGAGCAAAUAGACCUUAGAUUCCUCAAAACAUCCAGAAUACUUGAAAUUAAAUACGUAAUACUGAAAGCUCCAUCCCAAGCAUUAGACCAAAGGAUAUAAGCACUCUCCUCCUGGCACAGGCUUAUGCCAAGGCUAAAAUGAGACUGGUCUUUGAGUAAACCCAUAGCAAAGUUGGUGAUCAGAUAUGGAAAAUUGCCAUGACAAUUUAAUAAAUGAGCAGUUGAUUAUUUGA